AUGGCCGAGUCGACUCAGCUCCAGCAGGCGCAACUCGCGACGAUUCUCGGCCCCGACCCGGCCCCUUUCGAAACCCUAAUCUCCCACCUGAUGGCCUCCGCCAACGAGCAGCGAUCCCAGGCCGAGCUCCUCUUCAACCUCUGCAAGCAGACCGAUCCUGACUCGCUCUCGCUCAAACUCGCUCACCUCCUCCAAUUCUCGCCGGCGCAGGAGGCCCGCGCCAUGUCCGCCAUCCUCCUCCGCAAGCAGCUCACCCGCGACGACACCUAUCUCUGGCCGCGGCUCUCCCCGAACACUCAGUCCACCCUCAAAUCGAUUCUCCUGUCGUGUAUCCAACGCGAGGAGGUCAAAUCCAUCUCCAAGAAGCUCUGCGACACCAUCUCCGAGCUCGCCUCCGGAAUCCUGCCGGAGAACGGCUGGCCGGAGCUCCUCCCGUUCAUGUUCCAAUGCGUCUCCUCCGAUUCCCCGAAGCUUCAGGAGUCGGCGUUCCUGAUAUUCGCGCAGCUCUCGCAGUACAUCGGCGACUCGCUGGUCCCUUACAUAAAGGAAUUGCACACCGUGUUCCUGCAGUGCUUGAGCUCCUCCACCAACUCCGACGUCAAGAUCGCCGCGUUGAACGCCGUGAUUAAUUUCAUUCAGUGUUUGACCAGCUCCGGAGAUAGGGACAGGUUCCAGGACCUGUUGCCGGCGAUGAUGAGGACUCUGAUGGAGUCGUUGAACAACGGGAACGAGGCCACGGCGCAGGAGGCGCUUGAGUUGUUCAUCGAAUUGGCUGGGACUGAGCCCAGGUUCCUCAGGAGGCAGAUUGUGGAGGUCGUUGGGUCUAUGCUGCAGAUUGCCGAAGCUGAUUCCUUGGAAGAAGGGACCAGGCACUUGGCCAUAGAGUUUGUAAUCACUCUGGCCGAGGCCAGGGAGCGAGCCCCGGGGAUGAUGAGGAAGUUGCCGCAGUUUAUUAGUAGGUUGUUUGCCAUUUUGAUGAAUAUGGUUUUGGAUAUUGAGGAUGAUCCGUCGUGGCAUACGGCCGAGACUGAAGAUGAGGAUGCUGGUGAGAGUGGCAAUUACAGUGUUGGUCAGGAGUGUUUGGAUAGGCUUGCCAUUUCCUUGGGUGGGAAUACAAUUGUUCCCGUCGCAUCCGAGCAGUUGCCUGCCUAUUUGGCUGCCCCCGAGUGGCAGAAGCACCACGCCGCAUUGAUUGCCCUUGCACAGAUUGCUGAGGGUUGUUCUAAGGUAAUGAUAAAAAAUUUGGAGCAAGUGGUGGCAAUGGUGUUGAACUCUUUUCAAGAUCCUCAUCCUCGUGUAAGGUGGGCAGCUAUUAAUGCGAUUGGGCAGUUAUCUACUGAUCUGGGCCCAGACCUGCAAGUUCAAUAUCAUCAACGGGUGCUUCCAGCGUUAGCUUCCGCCAUGGAUGAUUUUCAGAAUCCUCGUGUGCAGGCACAUGCUGCUUCAGCAGUGCUCAACUUCAGUGAGAACUGUACACCGGAUAUUUUGACACCUUAUUUGGAUGGCAUAGUGAGCAAAUUGCUUGUACUUCUGCAGAAUGGGAAACAAAUGGUGCAAGAGGGGGCAUUAACUGCUUUGGCAUCUGUUGCUGAUUCAUCUCAGGAGCAUUUCCAAAAAUACUACGAUGCUGUUAUGCCUUACCUGAAAGCUAUCUUGGUGAAUGCAACUGAUAAAUCUAAUCGCAUGCUUCGGGCUAAAUCCAUGGAAUGUAUUAGUUUGGUUGGUAUGGCUGUUGGAAAGGAAAAAUUCAGGGAUGACGCUAAGCAGGUCAUGGAGGUGCUGAUGUCAUUGCAAGGGUCUCAAAUGGAGACAGAUGACCCGACUACAAGUUACAUGCUACAAGCCUGGGCUCGACUCUGCAAAUGUUUAGGACAAGAUUUUCUCCCAUACAUGAGUGUUGUAAUGCCUCCUUUGCUUCAGUCUGCUCAACUUAAGCCAGAUGUAACUAUUACCUCCGCAGAUGACAAUAGUGAUAUUGAUGACUCUGAUGAUGAUAGUAUGGAAACAAUUACUCUUGGAGAUAAAAGGAUUGGAAUCAAGACUAGUGUAUUGGAGGAAAAAGCUACAGCUUGCAAUAUGCUGUGUUGCUAUGCAGAUGAAUUGAAAGAAGGUUUCUUUCCUUGGAUUGAUCAGGUUGCCCCAACUUUAGUGCCGCUUCUUAAAUUUUAUUUCCAUGAAGAAGUGAGGAAGGCAGCUGUUUCAGCAAUGCCGGAGCUACUGCUUUCUGCAAAGUUAGCUAUAGAGAAAGGGCUAGCUCAAGGUCGUAAUGAAACCUAUAUAAAGCAAUUGUCUGACUACAUCGUUCCAGCUCUGGUGGAAGCAUUGCAUAAGGAACCUGAUACAGAAAUCUGUGCAAAUAUUUUGGAUGCGAUAAACGAAUGCAUACAGAUAUCUGGACCACUUUUAGAUGAGAGCCAGGUCAGAUCCAUUGUGGAGGAGAUAAAGCAGGUGAUCACUGCCAGUUCAAGUAGGAAAAGAGAGAGAGCGGAACGAACUCAAGCAGAAGAUUUUGAUGAUGAGGAAAGGGAACUGAUUAAAGAGGAAAAUGAACAAGAGGAAGAAGUUUUUGAUCAAGUGGGAGAAAUUUUGGGAACUUUGAUUAAAACGUUCAAAGCCUCUUUCUUGCCUUUCUUUGAUGAGCUAGCAACAUAUCUAACACCUAUGUGGGGCAAAGAUAAAACACCUGAAGAGAGAAGGAUUGCAAUAUGCAUCUUUGAUGAUGUUGCAGAGCAAUGUCGUGAAGCUGCUCUGAAAUAUUAUGACACAUUUCUUCCCUUUCUAUUGGAGGCUUGUAAUGAUGAGAGCCCUGAUGUUCGACAGGCAGCUGUAUAUGGACUUGGUGUUUGUGCAGAGUUUGGUGGAACUGUAAUUAAACCUCUUAUAAGCGUGGCUCUUUCAAGGCUAAAUGUUGUGAUUCAGCAUCCCAAUGCCCAGCAACCUGACAACAUAAUGGCAUAUGAUAAUGCGGUUUCUGCUUUAGGGAAGAUUUGUCAAUAUCACCGUGACAGUAUUGAUGCAGCUCAGGUUAUCCCUGCGUGGCUGAACUGUUUACCGAUAAAAGGUGACUUGAUUGAAGCCAAAGUUGUUCAUGAUCAGCUUUGCUCUAUGGUUGAGAGGUCUGACGGUGAUAUUUUGGGUCCCAACAAUCAGUAUCUAUCCAAAAUUGUUCAAGUGUUUGCAGAGGUUUUAUGCGCUGGUAAGGAGUUGGCAACCGAACAAACAGCAAGCCGGAUGAUAAAUCUAUUAAAACAGCUUCAGCAGACUUUACCACCGCAAACCUUGGCCUCAACUUGGUCUUCCCUGCAACCCCAGCAACAGCUUGCACUGCAGUCUAUCCUUUCCUCAUAGUAUCUUGGCGUGGAGUAGUCAUAUUACUUCUUUCAGAUACACCGUAUCUGACAUGUGUGUUACUUGUAUUUGCCUCCAAUUCUUUUCCAUGAGAUUGUCGUCAUCAGUCAGUUUUGCAUGGAGUGUUACAGUGACCCAGCAUUUGAUGAAGUGUGAAAGGGGUCAUCAUUACAAUUUCAUCAAGCCUUUUUUGGUAGGAUGUGUAUACCCAAGUGUCAAUUUAUAGUGCAAUUUUGAGUCUAAAAGAAAAGAAGGAUAGGUGAUUGUGGUAUGUGAGUCUUUUCUUUUCUCAGUACCUUUGGUUGGUGCCUGAGUUUAGAGGGUUUGUUGGUGAGGAUUCUAGUAGCAGUUUUGGUCUCGUUGUGUUUUUGAUGUUUUCUGCGCAUACAUUUGUCGACUGGAUUAUUAUUAAUGGUGAUUCUUGAUAUUUGCAAUUUUGAUCCCAAGGAAAUAAAAUGGCUUAUAGUGUUUCGG
Molecule: messenger RNA, 3822 nt
Organism: Fragaria vesca subsp. vesca
Lineage: Eukaryota; Viridiplantae; Streptophyta; Magnoliopsida; Rosales; Rosaceae
Product: importin-5-like
Exons: 20
Coding region: 1-3348 (1115 amino acids)
Biological process (GO): protein import into nucleus
Cellular component (GO): cytoplasm; nucleus
Molecular function (GO): nuclear import signal receptor activity; small GTPase binding
Source: RefSeq, a predicted model, not a curated record